AUGAAUUAUGAUCACAAUACUGAUGAAAUUACAUCUCAGCAUGUAAUCAAUAAAAAAUUGAUGAAAAAAUCCCGCAAAGCAAGAACAGCCUUUACAGAUUAUCAGUUAACUGAAUUAGAACAGUGUUUUGAUCGACAAAAGUAUCUAGCUGUACAAGAUCGUAUGGAGUUGGCGACAAAAUUAAAUCUGUCUGAUAGACAAGUGAAAACAUGGUAUCAGAAUAGACGAACUAAAUGGAAACGUCAAACUGCUGUUGGUCUUGAGUUGAUGGCAGAAGCAGGCAAUUUUGUAGCAGUUCAACGUUUAGUAGAACAAAGUCCAUUUUGGGCAUAUCAUCCAACAGUAAAGUAUAUUUUAUCAAACAUUGGCUGUAUGCAUCAGUCAUCAUCGACGUCAACAACAACAACUGCAGUACCAGUUGGAACCUUGUCAUCACAUAUUAAGCUCGGAUUGAAUUCAUCUUCACUGAUAUCAACAUCACUAGUACCACCAUCACCGAUGAUAUAUUCAAAUGGCCAUGACGGUUAUCAUCAACACCUUCAGUAUCCUACUCAUGUUAUCAAUAAACAUUUAAGAGCUCCUGAUUCCCUGAUGGGAACAUCUACAACAUCAAAUUCUUUGUUAGAUAGUAUUCAUAACAGAAUAGGCAUUAGACCAUCAUCGAUAUCUUUUAUCCCUUCAUCAAAUACCACCUCUUCAUUUUAUUCAAAAACAAUCAUUCUUGACCAAUCUGAUGUUAGAAAACACUUUCUGCAUCAGUCUCCAGCAUCUUCUUCACCAUAUCAAUAUUAUCAUACAUUAAAUACCACCGCUAAUACCCGGACUACUACUACUACUACUCACACUACUACCAUCACUACUACUGCUACUACUACUACUACUACUACUACUACCACUACUACUACUACUACUACUACUACUACUACUACUACUACUACCACUACUGCUACUUCUACCACUACUACUACUACUACUACUACUACUACUACUACUACUACUACUACUACUACCACUACUACUACUACUACUACUACUACUACUACUACUACUACUACUACUACUACUACUACUGCUACUACUACUACUACUACUACUACUACUACUACUACUACCACUACUGCUACUUCUACCACUACUACUACUACUACUACUACUACUACUACCACUACUGCUACUUCUGCCACUACUACUACUACUACUACUACUACUACUACUACUACUACUACUACUACUACUACUACUACUACUACUACUACUACUACUACUACUACUACCACUACUACUACUACUGCUACUACUACUACUACUACUACUACUACUACUACUACUGCUACUACUACUACCACUACUACCACUACUACCACUACUACUACUACUGCUACUACUACUACUACUACUACUACUACUACUACUACUACUACUACUACUGCUACUUCUACCACUACUACUACUACUACUACUACUACUACUACUACUACUACUACUAUCUAG
Molecule: messenger RNA, 1491 nt
Organism: Heterobilharzia americana
Lineage: Eukaryota; Metazoa; Platyhelminthes; Trematoda; Strigeidida; Schistosomatidae
Source: the annotation of a GenBank genome assembly